Messenger RNA from Cuculus canorus (common cuckoo), 20182 nucleotides. It is a transcript of the gene NOBOX, whose product is annotated as NOBOX oogenesis homeobox. Gene Ontology annotation, biological process: regulation of transcription by RNA polymerase II. The transcript has 8 exons. The record is from RefSeq and is a predicted model, not a curated record. Lineage: Eukaryota; Metazoa; Chordata; Aves; Cuculiformes; Cuculidae. The coding region runs from base 1 to 2082 and encodes 693 amino acids. Gene Ontology annotation, molecular function: RNA polymerase II cis-regulatory region sequence-specific DNA binding; DNA-binding transcription factor activity, RNA polymerase II-specific.
AUGUGGUGGGAGGUGGUGGUGUUUUUCAUUUUUUUCCUUGUAGAAUGCAAGGACAAGGACACACUACUGAAUACUGAGCACUUUGUGGUAAAUGCUGAUGCUGUCAGGGGGAAUGGUACAGAAAGCAAUGUGCUAGCUGCAUUCCAAAGCACAGCUACAAAGGAAGAAGUUGAGGAUACCUUCAGAACAGAAGAUAGGAUCAGCUCUGUAAAGAAGGUGGAGGAAGGUGGGAGAUGCUGCACUCUGAAGGCAACUGGGUCACCCUCCCAAGUCUCAGUGGCCCUUGAUGGCCAACUUGACCUUGGCUCAGUGUGUGGGCAGCUGUCGAAUUUCUUCAGUGACGAGAAGGCUGUGUCCCCACUUUCUCUGGUUGAAUUUGCACAGGAGCCCACAGUUCAGUCAGGGCCAGAUGAACAGUAUGAAAGCUAUUACUCUGAUGGGUUUGAAAAGGAGGCAAAGAAGAAAAACCGUAAUGAUGGAAGUGGAAUAUAUGCUGAGAAAGCAUCUAGCGGAAUCCCUGGAGAUACCUGCAGGCAGGAUAUGUGCGGCCCAGCUACUUGCCAAUCAUUCAAAUACACUUCAGCCAAUGCUGCAGCUCAGCAGUCCUAUAAGAUGUCUUCUGUCCUGGAAUCUGGAAUUAUCCAUGGUGGCACCAAGGGAAAAAAAGAGUUACUUGGGAAUCCAGAAAUUCUGCUGCCGGUCAGGAAAAAAUCACGCACCUUCUAUAGUGCAGAGCAGCUAGAAGAGUUGGAGAAGAUGUUCCAGGAAGACCACUACCCUGACAAUGAGAAGAGGAAGGAGAUCGCUGCUGUGGUUGGUGUAACACCACAGCGUAUCAUGGUCUGGUUUCAGAAUCGCAGAGCAAAGUGGCGAAAAUCAGAGAAGCUGAGUGUGAAAGGCAACAAAAAAUAUCCAACAUCAUCAGUUCUGUCAGACCCCAUUGGGUCAGAUGGUUAUGGGGCAACUGUUCCAUCCAUGCCUCCAUUGCUUGACAUUGCUCGUGACCGGUCUACCAUGUUGAGUGUAGACACUACAGCUGGGAACUACUCCAGCCUGCUCAGUGGACAUCCUGCACCACUUGCCUCCUCCUCCUCAGUCUCUUCGGUAGCAGGAACGGUGGGAUCUUGUGAAGCAGUUCAGACAAAGGUGUUACCACAGCUCAACUUCAGUUCCAAGAGAACAGAGUGCUUCCCUGAUCUUCCCAGCCCUCCACCCAUCCGCAGAGCCAGCCUAUCUCUCAGUCUGUCCUUCAGCCCCCACAGUCAUAUGGUUCCCUUGAUGCUGGACACUCCCAACAGUAAAUGCAGCUUGUCCGGUCACGAAAAUGGCUCUGGAGAGGCCUUCACUUACAGCAUCCAGAAUCAAGGCUUGCGUUCACCAGUUUCCUGCAAUUAUCCUGAGCAGCUGGAGUCAGCAGGCAACCUAGACACCACGUAUUGUCAGUACAGCAGCCAGGGUGGAAUUUACCAGCUGCCCCAAUAUUCCACGCAGCACCAGCUCUCCCAGUUCCAACAUCUGCCAGGUCACCUGGCCAGCAACAUGCUCUCCAGUGUCCGCCUCACUCCCACAACACCCACUGAGUCUCAUGCAGCUUUCCUCGCCUUACCUGGUAACAGUGGAGUUAUAACCUGUGGGGCAGCAGGAGCCACACAAGGCUACGUACAAAACCACAUGGGGACACAGCUCUUGUCACAGCAGCCAAGUGGAAACUCAGGUGUCACUGUCUAUCAGGCUGUCCCCUGGAAUGAUUUCUAUAUGCAGGGAGCUCCAUUCUCCAAUCAUUUGUGCUCACGAAUGCCGUUUCCUAGCACAGCAGGAGGACAGUACUUCACAGAACAGAUUUCCUCCACUCAGCCACCUUGCCUAUCCUCUUCAUAUUUUCUUCAAGUGCCUAAUAGAACAACAAUGGGAUCCAUGCCACUCAUUGGAAAACAAAAGGGAGUGACACCACCAGACCAGAGUUCAUACCAGAACCAUGAAACAGAGCCAGAGUUGACAUCGCUCGCUGAAAGAGAGGAAGCAGAGAGUAGCAGCAAGAAAGGAGACGCUGUUGUUGAUAUUAAGGAAGAAACUAAUGACUGAUGGUGCUCUCUGAGCAAAAAGAAAAAUGAGGAUGAAACUACUAUUCUAAACUGCAAUUAAGAAAAGACAGAGAGAGACAACAAUAAUAUUUGCAACAGAAGCACUUUUUUGUUACUUUUUGGGGGGUUGUAUUUUAUUUCUUGUUUCCAUUAUUAUUUUCCUGCUGAGGAAAGAAGCAGGGAAAUUUAAAAAAAAUAAAAGCUUCUGGUCUGUUUUUUUGCAAAUCUCCUGACUUUAUUCUUCUUAACAAAUUCUAAUCUUGAGGAGCUCACAGACAGGAAAGCGCUGAUAUAGGCAGAGAGUCCUAUGGGUAAGUGGAAAAUCCAGAUCAUGCAAGAGUCAGAAGCUGUGGCUUCUGGUGUGCUGGAAUACGUGGGAGGAGAGACCAGGAAAAAUAAGAUGUAUGGAAAACUGGAGGAGGGACUCCAGCCACUACACAUAAUUUUAGGGACUCCUAAAGAUGGGAACCCAAACCCAUGGGAAGCCCACUAUGGGUUUGGCUCAGUUAUUUCAAAAGAGGUUAAGCUCUGGGUUUUUUGGGUUAACAGGAUCUGUGGAUGGUUUAUGUGGGUGUCUUGCAUUUACACCCGCAUCCUGCUAGGAUGUGCUGCAGUUCAAUCUGACAAGGUGUUUGAUAAGCAUGACUUUUCUCAUACCCCACCUCCUACAGCGGGAAGAUCAUGCUGCAGUGUUAGCAGGAGUAGUUUAGCAGAGCAAACAAUCUUGGCUUGAUAGUCUUGGCAUCUGCUUAACCUGGAACUGUCAGCUUAGGAAGUAGAUAAAAAUGUCUCAAAUCAGUCGUCAGCACCACUAGCAGAGGACUCGAGCCAUAGCUCUAGUCCCUAGGGACCACGGGUGCCAAAUGAGUUUUACAGAAUCAUAGAAUGGUUGGGGUUGGAAGAGACCUCUGGAGAUCAUCUAGUCCACCCCCUGUGCUAAAGCAGAUCCACCUAGAGCAGGUUGCACAGGAACACAUCCAGGUAGGUUUUGAAUAUCUUCAGAGAGGGAGGUUCCACAGUCUCUCUGGGCAGCUUGUUCCAGUGCUCUGUCACCUUCACAGUAAAGAAUUUUUUACCUCAUGUUCAGAUGGAUCUUCUUGUGUUCUACUUUGUACCCAUUGCCCUUUCUCCUACCACAGAGCAUGACUGAAAAAAGUCUGGCUCUAUCCUCUCGACACCUGCCAUUUAGAUAUUGAUAAGCAUUAAUAAGAUCCCUUCUCCAUCUUCUCUUCUCCAGGCUAACCACGCACAGGUCUUUCAGCCUCUCCUCAGGAGAGAGAUGCACCUGUCCUCUAAGCACCUUUGUGGUUCUCUGCUAGACUCUUAUUGAACUGGGGAGCCCCAAACUGGACACGGUACUCUAGAUGGGGCUUCACUAAGGCAGUGUAGAGGGAGACUGGACACAACUUUCUUACUGCACCCCAGGAUACUAUUGGCUUUCUUGGCCAUGAGAGCACGUUGCUGGCUAAUGGUUAGCUUGUUGUCCACCAUGACCCCCAGGUCCUCCACCACCUCAGUGAGAGGAUAUGUUAUAUGAAUAGGUAAAACCACAUGGUAGGGUCCCACUGUGUCCUUGUGAGGAAAGACCAUGAUGUGGUAGGAAGCUGGAAGUACAUUUUCUUUGAUACUUUCUGUAUUUAAGGCCGAGUCCUUCCACUCUUUUGGACAUGAGCAAGGCCUGAAUAAUUUUUAUAUUUACAAUGAUCUGAGUGCCCCUAUUGUGAAAUUAAGCACUGUAGGGGCUUUUGUUUCAACUUCUCCAUAGUCUGCUCAAAACGAGCAUUUGGCAGGAGUUCAGUGCUGCUGCUCCUCUCCUUUUUCUUUCUCCUGUCUCUUGUUAAACACUGGUUUAUGUCUGGCAGCAGCUGAAGACUCAGCAGUGCAGUCAGGGGCAGAUUUGUAUCACAAAUCUACAGUUCUGUAUAGAGAUUCUAUGACUUUCAUUUCCUAGAGCGGUUUAUUGCUGUCUGUAUCAGCUGAGCACUGUUGGGAAAUGUGCGUUAGUUCACCCCUUUUUCAGCUAAACCAGUAUUUCCAAGAGUUGUGGAUAGGAGUUUUCACUGCAAUUAAAAGUGUGCUCUGAAGAUUGUUAAUGGUGACAACAGCAGAAUUCUUCAGAGCUAGAACUGGCUAUGAAUAUUGCCUGGAUACAAACCCAAUCCUUUGAGAAGAUGAAAAGGACAAACCCAACAACGGAAUGCUAAUUUCUCUGCUCCUACCUCCCCCUUCUCUUACAGUAAAGAAAAAAGAAUUUCGGGUGUUUUCAGAGGAACUUUUAUUUUCAGAAAUAUGUGUUUUGGAUGUUGUUUGGUGGCACAGUUGUGCAGCCAGUUUACAUGUUCUGCCUACCACACUUCUCCUUAAAAUGUAAUUUCACCAGUCAGGAUCACAAAGGGCUAUGCGAUACUAGGGGGGCUGAAUGAGGACAGUCAAAAUUUUGAAAUGGAAAAUCUUUUGUGUUCAAGCUUUUGUAUAAAAUGGAUACUUCUUUGGGAAUGGUUUGAUUCAUUUCCACACUAGUACCUUAAAUUUGCCCGGUUCAAUUGGGCUUGAAGUUUUGAACUGGGAUUUCUUUCAUAUUGUUGUUAACAGCUGGAGGAAAGAGUGGGUACCUGAUGGACAGAUUCAUCCCUUCUGUGGUUGCAGUGACUUCGCUGGAGCUAAACCAAGUUUAAUCUACUUCACAGGGAGGCAGACAGGUAUUUUUUCCCGGUGCUGCCACUGGCAGAAGCAACAACGGUCCUUGACCAUGUGCCAGGUCACUGACCAAGGUGAAGAGUCUUGCAUGGAUCUGUGAGCCUCUCUAUUAGACCUGCAAAACCCAUUGCACUAGUAUCUCAGAAUGUCAUUGCUCUGUGCACUAUUUUCCCUGUUGUAACUUCCUUUUAGUGGAAUUAGGUGCACUUUGCACAGACACUUUGGAUUUAGGCCCCUGUGUGCUUUUAUGAGGCGCUUCCUUUGAGUGUUAAGACUCAAGAAGGCUCACUUAAUUAGGGGAGCAGCAUCAAAAUUCAAAAUGCCAUGACUUUCUAACUGUAGUAUUUCCUUUUCUGAAGUAAAGAAUUGUUUUGCCUCUCUAUCAUAAUUUUAACCAGAAGUGCUGAGACAAGCAGUCAGAAUUUUGAAGGAAGUCAGGCUUGGUGCAAAUGGAAUAGUUGUGCAUUAUCAAGUAUUGCUGUAGUUUCUUCCUAAUUAAUGAAGAUGUUUUAUGAGGCAGAAAGCCAAAUACCUGGAUAUUUGUAGUGGACUAAUUCAGUACUACUGUUAUAAGACUGGAAAGGAGAGUGAAGAUACUGCAGGCAAAUUUCAAGAGAAAAGUUUUGUCCAGUUACCCAAAGUAUGGCUGUUUAGCCGAACAUGGCAUGCACACAGUCACUUUGGCAUAUCUACCUAAAAUAUUGCAUAUGCUAACAUAAUUAAAAUUUUAACCUUCUGCUACUUCUAAAUAAUUGAUGUACAAACAGGUAAAUCUAGCAUAUUAACCUUUUCCUAAAUGCCUUUGCCAGCAUGUAGACAUUCUUUUCUACAAGCAACUCGUGUUUUAUGUGGUGAGAACACAUAAAAACCUCAUGAACUAACUCUUCUCUUUCAAUCAAAAAGAGAAAUCUUUUCUUACAAGUUCCUUAGUUUCAGUACAGCAGGAUACAUUAGGAAGUAUCAACAUUUGUUUGGUUUAGCAGUUGAAAUUCCCAAGGUAUUUUUUUGCAUUGCUGAUUAUAAUGUGUGCUACAAAUAGCAUGAGAAAAAUAUCAUUGCUGAAUGGUAGAUAUUGAUUUUUCUUAGUGUUGCUGUGCUAAGCACAAGAACAACAUAUGAAUAAAAAAACCCCACCAAACAAAUCCAUUAUCUGACAGUGCUGUGCAUCUUCACAAAUAAAUGCUGACGAGCAUGGAAACACCUGUGAUACCUCAUUUAGUUUAAUGAUAAUCAUCCCUUCAGAACUGGUAAUAAAUCUGCCAGAUAAGACUGCACAACAUGAGAUGCACAGUGUUAAGUCAUCAAAACCAGCAUUGAGGGACUCUGGGAUGCAAUGCUUACUCUUCUUGUAUCCCACAUGCCUGUAUCAGUGUGAUCCUAUCAGACAAGGGUUCAUAAAUCCUGAACAUUAAGCCCACACUUUCACAGAGAGCAGGGUUGUGACUGAAAGCCAAUACAGGUUGUCAUUGGAGAAGUGAACUGCAGAAAAGUGUUUGAUUUUACAGCAAGGCAGCUGUAAAAUAGCCAGGAGCUUAAAGGUUCCAGUUAUAUACAGGCAUAUGUUACCCUCCUGGGAUACUUCUUGUGUCCUCUGUGCUUACUAUACAGUUUUACAGCACCCAGAACAAGGAGUUGAAGUUUCCCCUUUGCUUUCUUUUCAGGAAUUUUGAGCAAGUUGUGAACAACAGAGAAAUCUGCAGCCUGUUUUACCUGCAAAGUGUACCUUUUGGGUCCACUUUGCCUUCUGCUCCUGAGAAAGAGAGGAAACCCAGCUCCUUCAGCCCUCCCUGCUGCAAUGGAGGGGCAGAGGCAGAAGCCUCUGUGUAGUUUCUGGGGAGGGGAGCUAAUCUCCCUUCCUUCUUCUCUGAGAAGGGAAUUUCCUCCUUACCUUUAAUCACAGCUGCUUCUCCUCAACCAGGCCUCUCAACAAAGCUGGGUGGAUUUUUUGCUUGCUUUUUUGGGGGUGCAGGCAGCCAUGGGUGUUCCCAUGAAGAGUUAUACCUGUCCUCCUCCAUUUCUGCCCAGGAUCUUCCUUGCACUUUAUGUGGCUCCAGAAGACGCUAUAAAAUCAAAACUGUGUGAUGGGUCAUGAUUAAGUUUGGUGGGAGCCUCUAUUUUUGAGCUCCUGUGAUCUCUGAGGAGUGCAGAAACAGUGGUGUGAGAAGGUUGGACAGAAAAAAGAGAGCACUGAGGGGACAGAAUAAUAGGACUAGGGAGGAAAAGCAGCACUGUUCAGACAGUGCUGGGAAUCCUGAGCCCACAAACAACUCUGACUUGUUAUAAACGUGUUUGUGUCCAAGCAAUAUCUCUGCCGUUGGCACUGCUGCUGUCUGGCAUCUCCUCCUGCCACGCACCUGCAGCUUUUGUUCCAUGAGAGAACUGAAUGUGGCCUUUGCGCUGCCCGGUGGCCCCAUGGCAGGCUGUGCAGCAGAAGGGCAAGUGGGGGGCAGAAGGCUUCCAGCCACUGCUUUUAAGCUCCGUUUUGGUUUUCAUGAUGGGAUUGUCAUGUUGAGGUAUUACACACCCAUUUUUCUGAGCUCGCCUUCACAUUUCACCAAGGAGCAUUUCAAUCUGCCUGAAACCAUACUGAUACCAUGGGAGCCCUUCUUGUCAGCCAAUGGCUUCUGGGCAUUGUUUUAAUAUAAGCCAGUCAGGGAAGGAGGAACCAAAAUAAAGGUUACUCUGAGACCCUUCCUGAGAGGGGGUCCCCAUCCCAAGUUCUGGCUCUGUGCUCCAGCAUGUGGGUGCUGGGUUGGCUGGAGAGCAUGUCUGAGCAGCUUGGAAGGCUUUCACAAAAAGCUGCACCCAAUGCCUGCCAGCUCCGCCUGCCAGAGCAGAUGAGGAAAGUGCAGUACAGAAAAAAUAUUCCAUGAAAGCUGAGAGCUGCACACACCCUGAUUUCUGCAACUUCGGGGCUGCACCAAUGUGAGCUGGCAAGCUGCAGGCUGGUGCUGCGCGACAUCCCACACACGGUGGCAGCCUGUUUUUAUGGCUAGGUUGUUUACACUCACUCCAUUUGCAACAACAAAGGCUGAAAAUAUUUCCCAUAAUUUCUGUUUGCUGUUCUCUGCAGAAGACUCAUGUUUUAUUUUUACAGCAACCUUCCAUUUUGAAAAGCACUUUCCUGUUUGCGUCAUGUUCCUCCAGUAGCAGAGGAAUACUUGCCUGCCCAGUCUGCCAAGUACAAGCAAGAGGUGACUCCGGAGAAACACUGCCCUACGCAUCUGGAGGCAUGCUGUCUGAUGAUUCAUUUUGUUAGUGGCUCAGGAAGAAAAGCCCUUUGUAUACCGAUGACUGAAUAGCAGCCAAUGUCUCAUGAUGCCAAAAGUCAUUGCCUUUUUUCCUUUUGUAUUUUUUUUUUUUUAUUUUGGUCCCCAAAUUAUGCUCUCCACCCUGACAGAAGUUUAUGGAGUCAUUCCACUGAUUUAAAACACUGUUUUAAACUUUGCCUACACAAAGGGAGGAAAUGGAAAGGGAAUCCCCAUCUCCCUGACUCCUUAUAGGGGAAGGCUUGCCCUGCGGUGCCAGGCUGCUCCCACAGGAAAGCCUCUGCACAGGGAAAAGUGAGUAAUAGUACAGGAAUAUGCAUCACUCUCUACCGUGGCUACAAAGAGACUGAAUCAAGGUGGAAAAGAGAGUGUGAAAUGGGAAAAGAUGUGGAGGAGACAUGGGUGGGUAGCAGGAGUCGGGGGAGACACCGCUGCCUGCUCCGAGAUGUAGCUGGAUGCUGUGUGGGCAUCGGGAAAGUCUGGUGGGAACCUCUGGAAUUGUGUUAGGCUGUCAAUGCCUGCUGUGCAAGCCUAGCUGCAACCCAUCACAGGACUUGUCCAAUCAAGGUGGCUAGAAAUUAGGAGUGCAAUGAGAAAUGGGUUUAAUUCUUCUCUGACUUAUUUCAUUGUGAAAGGAAAUAGUUUCUGCCCCAAGCCUAAGCCAGCCUGGUUGGGUGGACAGGGCAUGCAGCCUGGAGCUGUGAGCGUGGACUCCAUGGAAGAGAGCAACAUCAGUCCUCUGCUAGAGGCUGCUUGGCUACCUUGAAGUAGAGGGUCUCACUAUUGUGGGCAUUUUGAGAAGAAGGUGAUUCCAUCUGCAAAACCCAGGAGGACAGAGGUGCUUCCCUCCAGCCUGGAGGAAGUUUGCCAAGGAUUUAAAGCAUCCUCUUGCUGGUUCGGUUGAUGGCCUGUUCAGCAGCUUUAGCCUUAGUUGGUUUUAGGAGCAUUUGCUCUGGAGGCUAAUCAGGUUCCACUUCAGUGGCCACAACUCCUCCCACAGCCAAAGCUCUUGCUAAACAAAUGUGCAGGACAUGGUGUAGACCAACGCCCUCCCUUGAUCCUGCCCACGCUGAGGGACUGUAAGCCGAGAAGAAAAAUGAGAUUAAAAAAAAAAAAAAAAAAAGGAGAAAUGGAACUCCUUGUUCUGCUCUGAAAAGCAACAUACAUAACACAUGAUGCUAUCAAAUAAAAUAUUGAAAUAAGAGUUGUUUCUGUUUAACUCAUUGGAUCUACAAAACCCAGCCUCGCCAAGGAAAAAAUGAGAGAGGUGCUCUGAGCCCACACAGGAUCAGCUAAAUUAAGUUCCUGGUUCAGGAGCACCUUUUGCCCUUAAAGGUAUUUACACAAAAUUAGCCACAACAUAGUUUGACUAACAUAAAAAGGAGUUGCUAUCUGGAGAGGCUGCAGAGGCAUGUGGGGAAUUCUCUAGGACUUUUUUUUUUACUGGCAAUUGCAUACAAAAUGGAAAAUAUCCUGCUUGAAACAGAGCUGGCAGGCAGAACAUAAAACCAACUUAGAAACUUUACACAACAUAGCUGAUGUGCAGCCAGUGACCCGCAGCAGCAGCAGGGCCUUACACAGCCACUUUUUAGAGAGUAGAACGGCACAUUAUAGAGUAUACUUCACAUUAAAAAAAAAAAAAAAAGCAGAUAAUUUUUCAUUUUUUUUCAGAGAUCAUUAAAAAAUUAAGAAAUACUGCUAGGAAAGUGCUGCUUUUAUCCAGCCUCUUUUGUGCACAUGCGAUCUUGUGAUUAUUUUUAGCUCAGAGCCCCUGUCUCAGCCAGCAAAAAGGUAGGUAGUAAUUUGGAUUGUUUUUUUUUUUUUUUUUUUUUUUUAGUCUUUUCAGCCAGUGCGUGACUGAGGCCAUAUUUACUCCAUGUAAUCUUAAUUCCUCACUGAGUUAAUAAGUUCCAUGUGGCAUUUUGAUCAUGCUGAUCAGUAUGCUUUAUCAGUGUGCCACAAACGUGAAAGUAUCCACAGAACAUCCUGCGGGAAUAGGAGGCAAUAAUUCUCUUCUACCUCCUGACUUUACAGCUUGGGAGUUCAGAAAUAGGUACUGGCAAUGGACUGGGACAACAGAGGCAUAAUUCUUCAGGAAGUGCAAGGGUUUGUAGUCCAUGGCUCUUACAGACCUCAGCUGCUGUCAUGUAGCCCCAGCACCCUAGCAAAACUAAAAGCACUUCACUUAGUACCCUCAGAAAAUGAAGACCACAGUCACACUUGCCCCACAACACUUUGGGCCUGAAAUGGGACAACAUCAGUGUGUCUUCAUCACAAGAACAUUCUUUCUCUUCCCUGAGUUCCUCGAUUUGUUCAUUAGAAGCUUCAAGCUCCUGCCAAAAGGGAAGCACAGGUCUUGCACAUCUGUACCGCCAUGCAUACCCAUAUGAAUUAGAGGCUUCCUCCAUGCUCUUCAUACUAGCAUCAUCCAAGACUGCAGCUUUAAUGUUGUUUAUUCUCUACUCUUGGUUGUUCUUUGUUUUGUGAAAUCAAUGGCAAAAGCUACAGUUCACGGUGCAAGAUCAUACUGCCACAUCCACAUCAUGACCACGAGAAGGCUGGAGCCUUUGAUUUCAUCAUUUGAUCUAAAAAACAAGCUGAUAGACCCCUUCAUAGUGUCAGGGUUUUAAGCUAGAAGAGGCAUUAAUAUUUUUUAAUCUGAUCUCUUGUAUAUCCAGGCCAUUAGAUUUUCUCCUAGGUAUUACCUGUUCCUGUCACUGCACAGCUUAUUGUCCUUCCUCUUUAUCCUUGCACCUAUACUGUGUUUGCCUUCCCCACUCUGUUUCUAGCACUGACCCUUUCCUCCAUCCCUAAUUUUUCUCCCUCCCCUUACUUUCCCAGCCCCUCUCUUCAGCUUAUCUUCCUGUGAUACAAGUCUCACCUUUUCUGCACCACCGUCAAUCCUACUCCAGGCUGCAGAACACGACAUCUGGGGGAAGCUUUCCAUGCUGCUUCUAGCAAACAUGAGGAACGGCUUCUGGCUUUCUUUUAAAAUGUCAGAAAGGGAAGUAGGGGUGGAAGGAGAAUGUGGUGCCCUCAACCUCUACUCAUCCAUUUAGGGUUACAGUGACUACAGCCCUCCCCCAGGAUUUAGAAGAAGUGCCUCCAGCACUGUCACUCCCUGGCACAAGGACAGAGGCUACUGGCUACUCCGCUUUUUUUUUUUUUAAUUUUCCUGUUGAAACAAAAUGAAAAAAAAAAAAAUCCAAAAGGUCCCAAAGGAAGGUGCAUAACCCUCUCUGUAACACCCUAGGGAUGCAGAGGCCCAACUGCCAUUUCCUAGUAAAAGUGGUCACGUUAUAAAUGCACAAAUGCUCCUGGAACUGGUAUCUUUCUUCUCCCAGCUCCAAGCGUCACAACCACAGAGCUGCAAAGUCAUCCAUCUCACCCAGCAUCAAACUGUCCUGUGUAUUGCAACACCAGAUCAGCAAUAAAAGCGUGGGCAUGAGAAAACCUGCUCUCACAUUUGCGGAACAGCAAGAUGUUUCUGCAUCAUCUAGCACACUUUGCUUUUGUGUCAUCUGCAGUUCCUACGGGAACUUGGCAACACACCCAACACAGCCAGUUUUACAACACAGUCUUGUGUUAAGUCUGCCAUAAAGUAUUUAGUAUGAAGCUGAGAGAAUUAACAUGAAUCACUUAACCAGGAGGGCUGACUAGAGAUAAAACUUCAAGGCUGCCUACCACAGCACCAAAACCAGAUCAAUAGGUUUUAUGCAGCAGAUAUAGUUCUCGAGAUGAAUAGCUGGGCAUCUGGGAUACCAGCAAGGAUCCAAGAAAGCUGUGUCCCUUGGUGGCCCUAGCCCCAAAGAACCUCAGAGCCAAGCAGUCUGGGUUAGGGCAAUGCCUGGGCAUCUGGUGAUUCCUAGCCAGAGGAGGCUGGGAGCGCUGAAGGAGGUUGAGGCAGGUUCACCACCAACCAGGACUGCCUUUAAUGUUUUCACUUGCAAGCUUGUGCUUCCACACUGCCCCUAAGGACAAGCCUUGCUUUACAUUUUGCUAGAUACAUUCUGUUCAUGUUUUGUUACCAAGCCUGGGGGUAGCAGGGGAAAAGACUAGAUGAGUCUGAAUGAAACCAUCAAAUUUGGAGGGUGUUGUCCCACCAGGGGCAGCAAACUGCAGCACAGGGCCAUUUGCAGGUGUGCCUGAAAGACUGGUACCUCAGGAGACAUUUCAGUAGUCUGGGUGCUUUGUAACAGCCUACAGCUGGUCUGUGCCAAGUCUGAUGCUUUUAGGCUUUAGCUCAUCAGGGUUUCCCUCCAGGAGAGCGUAUGUUCCCUGCACAAAGCCAAAUGCAGAGGUGUGCCAUGGGCCUGGGUGAACCUAAUCCUCAAGAGGGCUGAGAAAACCUGGUCUCCUCCACCCAGGACAACUGGUAGCAUGCAGAGUAGUAGUUUGUGUGCUCAUCUAGAAAGACAGGUGUUGAGGACAAGGGGUUGCAUUCCCUGGACAAGAGAAGAGAGCUCCUGGGGGGAGUCUAUUGUACAAAAGGGCCCUUUCUCUUGCCUUUGAGAAAAUUUGCCUACAGAGUAUUUACACUGUGACCUAUCCUCCAGGUGCAGCACAGAGAUCCAUAAACAUCUAGAAGAAACCUCCCCAGCGAGCCCAUCUCCUCCUGGAGGCAGCCCAAAGCAAGAGCCACCCAACUCAGGUCUCACCAGGCUGAGAAAAUUUGGCUUGCAUUACAGCACAGCUCCUGUUCCCAGGAAAAGCCUAAUGACUAUCUACAGAUUUUAGGUGGAAGUUUUUCAGUGCUAGUCCCAAGGACAUGCUUAGGUGCCCACAUAUUUUGGGGGCUUCCCCUCCAGGUCCAGCAGGACUGUAUAGAUGAUGUCUCCCAGAAGCUUGUAAUUAGGUGCUCUUUUUCUUUCUAAACAGUCAUAGGCACACCCCUAACAAAAAGUAGAGACAAUCCACAACUCUCCAAGACAGAGGCUGUACUUCUGUUAAACAGUGGUUGGACUUUGUUUUUUCUAAACAUUGACAAAAAUUUUUUCCUCUCAGCUCAUUGUUGGCAACAACCAAAUUCUGUUUGCUGAUCCUUCAGUGCAUACAAAAAACCCCAUUCAACUUGAGGAAGGCAGCACAGAAAGUUUUAGCCCAGACACUUGAACUCUGGCAAUGAUAAUGUGCUGAUAAUGGGGUCUGAUAACCAAAAGCAUGGAUGAAUGGUUAGUACCAGCUGUUGGACUAUUUUACAGAUAAAUGUGACACACAUUGUAAAACAAAGUGCUUAUAGAAGGGAAAAAUAAACUUUUUAACAGAAAUCUUCCCCAAGAGUGAGAUAGGACCUGUGCCAGCAAGCCAGAGUGAGAAGAGCUCCUCUCACAGUGUAAGAAGAGGUCAUCAGCAAUAAGCAAAGGGCUUGCUCUUCUCAGAAGGGAUGCGGUCACUUGCACCCCCAACAUGGCUGGAAAAGCAGAGGAAGCAACUUGCAAGAUAGGCUUGACAGGCUCAGGAAGAGGAACUGAUGGCAGCAAAAAAAAAAAAAAAAAAAAAAUCAACUUUUACUAAUUGCAGUACCAAGACAAGGGUGGAGCCAAGCUGGCCCUUGCAAAGAGCAGCUUACUCUUUCUAGUGAGCCUUGGCAGAUGGGUUUAGCAGUCCUUGACAAGAACGACUUGCCAAGCAGCAUGUUUACUGGUUGCUCAGCUUCCUGCCCUGUUGCCACCUUCUGUUUUGGUUCUUUUUCCAUGAUAAAGUCCUUCAGCACAGACAUGCUAUCCUUCACAAACCAAUAAAAUGCCAAAGAAACUGCUUAUUGUUUUUCAAUAUAGUUCUUCUAACCUUGGCUGCUAACAUGCUGGAGCAUCCCAAGGGAGAGCUAAAGGGCACAGCUCACAGCUUCUCUUCCCAGAAAGCAACAGAACAAAACCCAUGGCUCUGAUAAUUAUGUUUUCUCAGGAAAGAUAAAUGCUGAAAGCUUUCCCAGAACACUGGUGAGGUAUUUUUCCCUACAUUUAGUGUACUUGCUUCUGCCAGAAAAGGAUCUUUAGGUAGCCCACAGUCACAACAAGUUGCCAAGUGUGCAAAAAGAGACAUUAAUUUUAAAGGAGGCCAAUAAUGAAUGGGGCACUGGAAGAGUCUGCUGGGAACUACCCUGUUUAACAUCUUUACCUCAAGGAAAUGGUGAAGUCCACUUUCCUCAUAUUUGCAGGGGGGACUGGUCAACAUGCUUAAGGUCAGAGCUGUUAUCCAGAUAGGCUGGAGGAAUGGGUCAGAGACCUUAUGAAAUUCACCACAAAUAAUUGUGAAGUCUCACAUCUGGAAAGAAAUAACCCCAUGGCAACAGUACAGGUUGGGGACUACCCGGCUGGGGAGAAGCUCCACUGAAAAGGCCAUUUUGGGGGAGUUGGGGUGGGGGUAUUGUAGACAGCAAGCUGAAUAUGAGCCAGGAGUGCACCCCAGCAAUGAUGAAGGCCAACAGCACACUCAGCUGCAUUAACAGGAACAUAAACAGUGGAUCAAGGGAAGUGUUCAUCUCCAGCUUCUCAGCAGUCAUUAGACUGCAUCCGAAAUAUUGUGUUAGUGCCCAGUUUUUUCCCCCCUCAGCUCUGCCCUCCCCAUCAGAAAGGCACUGACAGCAAGCUUGAUGCAGCACAAACAAGAUGCUGAGAUUACAGGGCCUGCUCAACCUGGAGAAGACAAGACUCUGAGAGGCCUAACAACAGCCUUCCAAUACCUGUGAGGAGGUCACUAAAGACAGAGCCAGGCUCCUUACUGUGAUGUGUGGUGAGAAAACAGGACUGAACUCUUGUUCAGCUCUAUCAUCCUUGUUUCUUGGAGCAGAGCAAAUAGCCUAGCCCACAGUAGAGCCAUGAGGCCUGCUGGGACCAGACUCCCUGAAAACAGACUCUACUUGCUUCUCUGACCAAUGAGAUUUUUUUUUCUUCACUCAUAUACAAAGUAAGAGUCACAGAACUGCAAAGCAGUGACUACUCUCAUACAAAGAGAAGCAGAACAGUAACUUUAUUGAACACUCCCUGCCACUUUUAAUAUCUGUCUCCAUUUACACUGGGCCCUGAAUAGCCUGCAAGUAGGCCAGAUUGUGAAUCAUGACUUGCUUGCAACUGACCCUAUCUCUACACUGCCCCUGUUGCAUUGUGGACAGUGGGAUGCAAUCUGAAAUUUUGAUGUGUCCAUCUCCCUCAUAGGAACUUGAUUUGCUCUAUGUCUCCACUAUGAAGAUAACCACACAAGUACACAUGCAAGGAGAGGACCCAAGAUAUCUCAACAACAGAGCAGCAUUAAGGAUAUUUAAAGCUAUUCUUUUAAUUACAAGCCUCAAGUUGAGAGGAGACUGUGGGUUUGGAAAGGGCUGCUGAGUACUCCCCCAUCUUUCUAUAAGUAGAGGCUGAAGGUACAGCUUGCAUCACACUGCACCAGCUCCAAGCCAAAAAACUUGUCCUGUGGUGCAACUUCCCCUGAUCUCCUCCACCCUAUUCCUUCCUUGUACAGAGCCACAGAGCAGCCUCUUGAGAGCAGCUCUUUAAAUCCAGCAGAACCUGCCGUGCUAGUAUUUCAAAGGGAGUGAUUUCACUGGUGAGACAGAGCAAAAGUGCAGUAGUCCAGCACAUGGCAAAUUACAGACUAAACGCCAGCAUCGAGAACAAGGCAUAAAAGGUCACUUCUCAGCCAUAGCUCGAAUAUCUAUUCAGCAUCAAAUAGGCAGCUAAAGAGGAGCAUUCAACAUGCCAUGAAUGGCUGCCUUGUGGAUUCAUUUUGUAGAAGCCACACAUGUGGAAGCCUAUGUCCCACAGCGGAAAAAUCUCACUAAACUAUUUUUAUCAUUGCCAAAGUCUUGCAACUGUCUAGAUGUUCUAGGUUCAUUUAUAAGUGACCUUUGAUAGUGUUCAAGAUCCUAGUGCUGGCAGUUCAAAUUAGGUCAUUUCCUCCUAGCUGCCAACAGGCAGAAAGUGAAGAGGUGGCUAAUUUACAAUCAUAAUUAUACAGUGGUCAUAGAUUUAAACGACCCUCUAAACAUAGAAAAUCCCCAAACCCCAACUUGGGCUGUGCGAAGUUAGCACUUGUCUUCCUAAUUUGUAGCAGCAACUCUCACGCAGGGACAGCAUCCCCCAGCCCCGUAAGGUGUCCCUCACUGGCAGCAGCAGCAACUUGUUUACACCACUGAAAAGCACCAGGUUCUUCAUGCUUCUUCCACCACUAUGCAGCACCCUCUGUCUUCCCAGGGUGCUCACACCAUCACCUGCCUCCAUGUUACCAGCCUGUUGCCAACCACAGGCUAGCAGUGAAAAAUAAAAAAACAGGACAAAAGAAAGGUGCUUUGGUAUUUAGAAAGAGGCCUUGCACUGGUUUUAUCAUUGCCUAAAGCUAGAUUGCUUGCUAGGCAGCUGUCUCUGCAAAGGUUUGCAAGCAUCUGCCUUCAGAGCUUGUAAGAAAACAGGGCAGGGUUCAGCUUGAACUUCACAGCACAUCCCCAAUGCAAGCAGCAUCCGAAACAUUUUUCACCAGCAUUUUUAGUCUCUACCACUUUCUCCUCCUUCAGAGCAAUUAACUUGAGCCAAACCAUCCAGCCAAUGGUUGCCUGGACUUAAUCAGCUGAAAAAACAAAAUAGUAGAGAUGUACAAGUGGAUCCUAGAAACUGUCUGCAAAAACUUCAUAUUCAUCCUCCCCUUCUCCAAAUACAUCUGCUCUCUACCUAUGUACUAGUAAACAGCUUAAUUGCAGAAACAUAGUCAGAAUGUGGUAUGAUACAUUUAAAUUUUUAAUCUGUUGGAGAACAGGAUUUGUUCCCACCCCAAACAUGUCAGGCUCACACCUCUUCCUACUAUUGCCAGCUUCUUCCCACAUCUCAGCUUCCACAUUUCCUAGACCUACUGUCGCUUUUAUCUCAUACUCAAUUAUGGGCCUGAUCUGCUAGGAUUCCUGUAAAAUGACAGUGUACUGUACCACAAAAGACUUUCCCAGCUCCACUGUAAAGGAAGAAGCUAUUUCCCAGCCAUAAACCCUCUAUGUAUGUCUCUACAGAAAUCCAGGCUCUCCCUGCCAUGGUGCACCUUCUCUCAACACUGCUGACCAUGCAGCUGCCUUGAAACUCUGCAUUCCCAAAGCUCGCUAGCUCUUAUUUUGUAAAUUAAUUCUAAAAAUAUUUCUUCUGGCAUAACUACUGUGUAGAUUGCCAAAUCCAGCCUUCCUCAGGACUUUGUCCCCUCAGUCAAAUAUUUCAAGCUUGCAACAGCAUAUAUGCUGUGCCCUGAUGCAAAUUCCCAUAUUCUGCAUUUACUCAUAUUUUUCCCUACUGUCCUUGGCUAGCUUACAACAUGUAAACAGCUAUAUCCUUUAGUUGUUUGGCUUCAUAUUCCCUCAUCUUCUCCCCCAAGGAGCAGACAAGUGGCAUAGCUGACAGCAGCCUCGGAGCAAUGCAGUGCCAAGCUCCCCAAUAUUUCCCCAUCUCCAACAAGCAAAACUCCAGCAGCAACCUGUGCUCUGCCACAAGCAUUUUAUCAGCUCAUACAAUCUUUGCAUAACAUUACCAGUUUAACUGCAUUGCAGCCAGUGUUUUAUGUUAACGCCUAACAAUUCCCAUAGACAUACAAUAUAUAGUGUCACUUCUGGCCACAAAACACAGCUACCUUAAACAAAUUCAAUGUAAAGGAUUAGCAACACCUGUAUUUAAUGAAAUCUCUGCUUGUGUUUGGAAAUAAAGCUGCUUAAGCCCUUUUCCUUUCUGGAAUGGUUUCUCACAUUCCAGGUGGGCUUUGAAGUCUUACAGUUGCACCUCUCUUUACUGAUGGGGAUGCUAAGACGGCAUAGAAAAGUACUUCACCUUUGUAUGUUUUCCUUCAUCCUAUCUAUCCUUCCCAAUUCUUUCCAACCUCCUAAGUUUCACCCAAGCAUCAGUACUUGCUUCUCUGCUGACCCACUGAACCAAGACAGGCCUCUUCCUAACAGGAUUCCUUUCUGUGUUCUCACUCACAUCACUUCCCCUCCCUUCACAAGCUUUACAUCACCACUGGUCACUUCUGCCACAGCACAAGCAUAGGAAAUGAAAUUUGACAUUAUUCCAGUACUUCCCCUACAGUAUUGUAAUUCCACUAUUUCUGCUUCCCAGAAAAAUCUAUUAUUCCUUUUGUACACCCGAGCCUCUAUGUGUGACUACACAAGUCAAUGUGUUCCAGCUUCCUCAAGACAAUCCCAACCUAACUUGAAGAUAGGAACUCACUCCCUGCCUGGACAAUCAGUGCUACAAACAUGUUCAGGGCUGCCAUUGCUUAGAACCAAAUUCUUCAGGAAAUUCAGUCACAAAUGCUAAUUGUAAAGUAUAACUUCUCCCCAUACAACUCAUUAUUCAUUACCAACAAGUAUUUGCUCCAGGCUAGACCUUAGAAUGACUGCAACCAGGUUUUGCAGCUAUAGUUCACAUUCCUGCUAAAAGGAAAGUGGCAUUCAAGUAAUAAACAGUAGCUCUUUCUUCUCUGAUGAAAGACUACUUACCCAUCUGCUGAUUAGCAAGAAAACAUCAACCUACACAGAAAGAAUGACCAAAGAUUUGGUUGCAAGACUUAAAUAUGGGUGGAAGAGGCAGGCACCAAAAGCAUGAAGUGUUUCUCACUGUUAAGGCAGCAGUUUUACAAGGCAAAGACUAACAACCCAGGAAUCCCCCAUCCAGCUUCUGUAGAAGGCAACAACAGUAAAAGGUAUAAACUUAAAUCAUCCAGAAAUUCAGUCAACUUGGAUGCCAGUUUGAGAGCUACCUUCAUAGCAGUCACCCAAAUCCAUCUCAUGAGCUGAGGUGCUGAGCCUAUGGCUUAGUUCUCAUCACCUUAGUUAUAACUUAUUGCAUUUUCUUGGACAUUGCCAGACAGUGCUGACUGUUUGACUACAGCCAAAUGUUGGCAAACUGAACACAUGCAUCAAAAAGGAGCAAUAAAACCAGCGGCAGCUGAAGUCACCAGUACGUAUUCACCUAAUUCACCCGAGCUCUUUCAGGUGCCAGGUUCAGUCUCAUGCUCAGGUUUACACAGCUGACAAUGCUACAUCUCAGUCCUGUGAGAGCUUAGCAACAUAGUAGGUCUCAAAUUCCCAUAACAAGAAUAGAUUUUCCCCUCCAGACUCCCAUACAUCUAUAGAAGAAAGAUAAGCUCCUUUCUGAAGUUAUUCCAGUCUCUGGAGGACACACAGAAGCAUGAUUACCAUUUGAUUUUUUUUUUUUUAAAUCCAGACUUUUUUUAGGAAGACUCCAUUAACAUAGAAUAAUGCAACACAACAGGAGAGCUGCAUGGUUUGCAGACCCCCUUAGACAAGCAACUAUGUGUAACACAGGUAGGCAAUACAUUUCAUGCAUAAGUUCAGAGCUACAGCCAGAGCCUGUCCCUCAGCAACUGUUUCUCAUAAUAAUUAUCAACCUCCUUACCAGAGAAAGGUGGGAACAAGCAAGGGCUACUGAAGACAUUAGAACCUAGAAGACAAAGACCAGAAGCUCCUAGGAACACAGAUAAUGUACUACAGCAGGGGCAGACCAGAUACAGGUAUAACACACCAGCUUGCUGGUACAGCUGCCACCAGAAAGUAUUCUAGAGAAUAAAAAAAACACAGCUAUUUAUAGCAGUACAGGACAAACUGGUAAUUCUUUAGGCUAUGGGUUCCACACUAAUAUCUCUGCUCUCUCCCACAUCCACUUUUAAACUGAAACAGGAUAGCCACUGCUCUAGCUGCUGCUGCAUGCAACAGUCUCAUGCAACUUGUUUUUUUCCACUUGGAAACCUGAGAUUUGGCACAAACUUUUGAGAUUGUACUUUGCCAGCUUUGGAAAAACAAAGCACAAAGCCAGCCACUGAGAAAAAUCCUCAGUAUACACUAUGGGACUCUGCCUUGUCAAGGGACUGAUCCCAGAGGCCAGAGUUAUGUCAGCAGAUGGGCUGACAUAAGAAAGCCCAUCUGACUUCAGGGUAGAGCCCAGCCUGUUCACAACAAAGUGCCACAGCCUGCAUAUCAUCAGUAUGAGAGUCAUCCCUUGCCGCCCUGUGUAAAAAUGACAGGAAAAAUGCUACAGCAGUGACAUUUUAGGAAUACAAGAACUGCUUUUGUUCACACACACCAAGGAAAAGAGUAGUUACAAUACCAUUGCUACCAAGCUCCAGUAGUCAGGUUUUCCAUUUCUUGGAAUUACCUUC